This is a messenger RNA of Anisakis simplex (herring worm), 570 nucleotides long. The record is from the annotation of a GenBank genome assembly. NCBI's taxonomy places the organism in Eukaryota, Metazoa, Nematoda, Chromadorea, Rhabditida, Anisakidae.
GCUUUAGGUGUAUCUUUCGAAGAGCUGCUGCGAAAUGCAAGACCACUAGAGGAACGACAACAGCAAAGGCUUGCUAGAAACGAAACAAUAUCAGGAUUGAGCCAUCAUCAACCACCGCGUCGCCAAAAUCGCCCAAACUGGCGCCCUGUACCUCCUAGCGGCUCGGCCAGGGCGCCAGCAACAGCACCUCGGCUGACACCAGCCGGUUUUGAGACUCGACCCCGAGCCGAUCCUCCAGCAGCCGCCCAAAUUCCAGGAAAUCCACGAACUGCUGCCGGUCCAGUUGCAGCAGCUGCCCAGGCUAUCGUUUGGGCGCCUUCGACGAUUUGGACGCCGCCUGUGAUUUGGCGGCGGCCUCCGGGGGUCUGGCGCCAGCAGACUCAGAACCAACAGUGCCCUCAACACGAACAACAGCAGCUGUUGUUGGGGGCACUGGUUUGGCCUCAUUGGGCGCCACCUUCAGGCAGUCCCCCUGGUCCUCCGAGAGUCCAAGCCCCGGGCAGUCUAGAGGCUGAGCUUAGAUGGAUGAAUUUGCACGAUAGCAACAAUUUGAGACGUUCUAGUAGGUGA